UUCCGGUGGCUUUUUAAGACAAGCCAUAAGGCCUCUAAGCUCAGAAGCGAAACACGGACAAUCGAGAAAAUGGCGGCUGUAGUAACGCAACCAACUGACGGAAAGGGAGCUCCAAUGCAGAUGAUCGCACAGCCCCCUCCGACGGUAGUGAUGGCGCAGGGUUUACCCCCUGGCCUGGCAUAUCUUGGUGGUUUGCCUGAAAUUAAGGUUCACCAAAUAUUUGACAUGCUUGAAGUUGUUGUGGGCUGGGAGAGAAACAACCGUUAUUCCAUCUGCAACUCAGGUGAACAACAGUUUAUGUUCGCGAAGGAAGACACAGACUGCUGCAUGCGACAGAUGUGCGGACCGAUGCGAGAGUUCAACAUGAACAUCACUGACAACCAAGGUCAGCAACUUAUCUCCCUUUACCGCCCAUACCGAUGUCGUGGUAGUCUCCUCUGGUGCUGCUACCUGCAAGAGCUUGAGAUCCAGUCUCCCCCCGGCUUGACCAUCGGGACAGUCAAGGAGGUAUGGACAGCGUGGACACCAAAGUACCAAGUAUACGACAACAACAUGACGUUGAUGUUCACCAUCGUUGGGGACUGCUGCUACUGCAAGUGCUGUGCUGAUGUCAUGUUCCGAGUUCUCGAGGGAGAUGAAGGACAAGAGAUUGGACAGAUCGUCAAGCAUUGGGGAGGCUGCCGGGAGAUCUUUGGCGGAGUCAAUGACUUCAGUCUCAGAUUCCCACCCAACAUGGAUGUGUUGCCGAAGGCCAUUCUUCUGGGAGCCACCUUCCUCAUCGACUUCAACUACUUUGAACACCAAAAGAACUAGAUUUGAGGUUACCAUGGGAACAGUUGCCAAGGCUUCAGAAAGAGACAUUUUGCCAUGACAACAAAGCUUGGUUAUUUUAUUUUGCAUGAAAACGUCCAGCUGGCUUUUGUCAAGGCCUCAUUUUCCACCACCGCGGUGUACAUCCGGGAAGCACCGCACUGAUUUCUUCAAAAUAACCACAUUCAUUGCAAAGCUUCUUCAUAUAGUUAACAAUUUAAUGUGGUCAAGUAACAGCUGGUAUUUUACUCAGAUGAUCCUUACAGCCAAUCAUCAUAUAGGCACGUGCAUGCAAUCUUCACAAAUGUACAGAAAGGACAUAAAAAAUAUAUGUUUGGCAUCCAUGGGUACACAAAAUAAUAUUCGUUAUUACAAUUUGUUGACAAGAUAGUAGUUACUGUAAUUAAAGUAAUUAUUACAUCUUAAAAGCCUGAUUUACUUUGGCAUGUGUUUGUUAACAUUCUGGUGCCUCGUAAGGCUUGUAUACUCCUCAGUGAGUUGAGAAUGUAAUUCUAGUGCACCUUGAUUCACUGACUGGCUAUCAAUGCCAUAUACAGGGAUCUUCAGACAUAUCACAAAUGUUCAUCAAUAUUAUUUUGUAAUAUGCUUAGACCAAAUUAUGUGAUGACCAAAUCGUAUGGCACAUUAUUGUUUAAUAUCACAGUGCACUAAAUCUGCCUUAUCAAGCCUUUUUGCCAUUGGUCCAUCCAGUUUUGGUAAACAUGGAGCCGUUCAUCUAGCCAGGAACAAACUUUUAUUAACUGCUCCCUCCUAAUGAGAUCAUUGUAGAUAUUUUACAUAAUUUUACAAUGUUUUAUAUGUUAAUAUUUUUAUGAUUUCUUGUGACAUAAUAUUUCUUGUCUUAAUGAGUUCUGUAUGACCAGUUGUUUGUAUCAUAUUGAACUUGUAUUGCAGUUUAUUGUUGUAUAUUUUCAAUGACCAAGUUUGGUACGUUUUAAGAGUAUUUUUAAACUGUUGAUAAGUUUUAAUGACAUGUUAUUGUAACCAUUCCCUCAUUUACAGAGGGUUUCAUAAAGUUCUCCUUGUGUUCAUGUUAACUGUAUCUGAUCCAAAACUGCACAAGCUGAAUAGGUGUUAAUAUCUUCAGACGUUCAGAUGUCUAGCAGACAUGUUCAUAAAAAUAGGCAUAAUAGUUUUAAAUAGUAUGUUUGGCUUUUUAUCCAAUCUGGUGUCUACGCUGGGAAGUUGAGCGAACCAAUCACAACUCACUAUCGCUUCUUAAAUUAUCUAACCGUUUAAACUUGGCAACACAAUUCAUGCACAGGUACUCUGAAAGAGGUAGAAGGAGUUCUUUCAUACAUAUUUUUAAAGAGUGAUAUUGCAGGAAUAUUGCUAAAAACAGUGUAAAAUUAUACUCACUCACUCACUCUCAGUCAUUUGAAUGAGACCGUAAUAUUGUACCGUUGCACCAGUGCAAGUAACAAAGCACUAAAUCGAGCCCUGUAAAUGCAAAUCUUGAGUAAAAGAACAUGAAGGGAGGUGUAUUGGAUCUUGCCGUUUCAAAUCAUAGAGGAUAUUAUUUGAUUUGAUAUUGCAGCAAUAUUGCUAAAAGUGGCAUCAAACCACACUCACUAACUAACUCCCAUGCAGGUCAGUUACUGUAUUCAGUGGACAAGUCUUGCAAUAGAAGUAACUGGAUCCAAAUGAUAGUGGGCACAUUUACUUGACAGAUAAUGUCCAAGUAGGUGAACUGAAUAAGAUAAACUGCCUUUUUAACUUUUCAAAAUUGUUCACUUUUAAGGUUUAUCCGGUUUGUGGAAGAUUUUGUUGUCUGUUGCAAAACUUUGUUCUUUUUGAUAAAUGUGUCAACUUAGUAAUACCCUGUCACUUACUCUAUCAUUGUUCUUGGGCAGAAUUCCCAUGAUUAAUGAUUUGCAAGAUAUAUAUGUGCAUUCUUCCUUGGAUAUUCAGUUCUAUUGCCGUUAGAAGGCAGUGCUAUUGCCCUGUAAAUAGGCAGUUAUAUUGCAAUGUCAACGCUUUCCCUGUCCUGUUCCGUAUAUAUACUGCUCAAUAACAAAAGUUAUGGGUCACCCCAAUUUUCAAUAUUAAAGUAUUUUUAAAAUGGUUCAUAUUAUGAUCCGUAUAAUAUUUAAAUAUUGAAUAUUGGGGUUUUCCUUAACUUGUUUGGUUUCCCAUGUAUAUGUGGAAAUAUUGUGUAUCUACCUGUCUUGUGUGGAAACAGUGUAGCUAUAUCCUGUAUACCAUCCAUAUGAGAAAAUAGUGUGGCGCUAUACCCUAUAUAUCAUCCAUAUACGGGAAUAGUUUGUAGCUAUAUCCUUUUCCCAUGUAUAUGUGGAAAUAAUUUGUAUCUACCUGUCUUGUAUGGAAAUAGUGUGUAGCUAUCUGUGACACACUGUCAUCGCAUCCAAUUACGUAGAUCAAUGCUCAUGCUCUUGAUCACUGGAUUCUCUUUCCAGAAACGAUUAUUUACAGACAUGCUGUGUGCAGCAUAAAACUAUACUCGUUCACUCAAGGGACAUUACCUUUAUUGAGCUCAAUGUCACUUAAAUCUUUUUCCCCGUCAGAACAACAAAUUUGAAUGUUCAAUCCAGUCGUCUGUUGUGUUAAGAUUUGCUUUGCAGGUUGUGUUGUCGAACUAUUUUGUUGUUCCCUGCUGUGAUAUGGCUAGAAUGUUGCUCAUUUUUUACCCACUAAUUACGAAUAAACAAUCAAAUUAACAACUUACUUCUUGAUAAACGAGAAUAUCACCAUAUUGUGGUGAAGUGUUGUACGGAUGACAAUCUUUGGAUGAGUUGAGCGUUUUGUUCCUCAUAGACUACAUCAUUGCACUAUCAAGUGUAACUAAUCACCCCAGACACCUAUCGCUGUCCCUGGUCCUUAUCUCCAAUCCAGAACAAUUUAGUCACUUCAGAACACAAAAGUCGUCCCAGGAUACUUAAUCUACCCUCAGUGUGAAGACCCUGGUUCGAAUCCCCAUUUGGGUACAAUGUGUGAAGCUUAUUUCUGGUGUCCCUCACCAUGAAUUUGUUAAAAGUGGCAUAAAAGUCACUCACUGAUCUACCCUCAAACGUCAAAACCAUCUUAGUACAAUAAGACUACCAUGGCCAUCUGAGAAUUAUUAAGCCGUUUUAGGCUAAAGCCAUCCCAGGACAAUUAACCCAAAAUAGAACACUCAAGUCAGGACGAUGGAACUAAAAUCACAUUACAUCAGCAGGAUCAGUUACUCCGGAAAACAAGAAACAAGUCCUAUGUAGAUGUUUAGUUUUUAGAAAAGGUUUGUGAAAAGGUUCCUCUGAGAUCUGAUACCUCCAACUGGAGUUCAGGUGACCUUCCUGCUGAAUUAAUUUGUAUCAAGGCUUCAAAAUUGUGUGAACAAAGCUGAAUUGCGUUUGAAGUCUGAUUAAGAACCUGUACUUAAUUGAUAUAGAUUAAGCAGUGAAUAUUUGCUCUGUGGCAAGGUUUGUAAAAGAUUUGAUUUUGAUGGGAUCAUGUUGAGUAUACUUGUUGAUAAUGGCAGUAACAAAUGCUCACGGUCAUAUUUGUUUGCUUACUUUGAUUGGAUCAGAACAUUAAACUUGGAAAGUCAA
Molecule: messenger RNA, 4379 nt
Organism: Haliotis rubra (blacklip abalone)
Lineage: Eukaryota; Metazoa; Mollusca; Gastropoda; Lepetellida; Haliotidae
Product: phospholipid scramblase 2-like
Exons: 6
Coding region: 70-813 (247 amino acids)
Biological process (GO): plasma membrane phospholipid scrambling
Cellular component (GO): plasma membrane
Molecular function (GO): phospholipid scramblase activity
Source: RefSeq, a predicted model, not a curated record